AUGUGGCAAGGUUAUGGAAUGAAACAAGAUGAAAGGGUUUUGACAGAAACUAGUGCAAAGUGUUGGACUGAUGUUCUUGGACUUGUUUGGAUUGGUCAUUUAGAGGUGCAGGGGCCUGCUUUCAACAACAAGUUCUUGGCUUAUUAUGGACAGCAACAUGACAUGGUUUAUUACAAGUUUGUUUGCAACUUUAAUGAACUGCUUUGGUGUGGCUUGUCAGGUUUUGCAGGUUUUACAAGUUAUGGUUGCAACAACUUUUUGGACAUUUUGGCGGAAAGUUUGGACUGGAAGGUAAUAUUGUGCUUGUUUGACAUCGAUUUGGACAAAGGAGGUCUUUGGACAAAUUUGGUAGCUACAAAAUAG
This is a messenger RNA of Vicia faba (fava bean), 363 nucleotides long. The record is from the annotation of a GenBank genome assembly. NCBI's taxonomy places the organism in Eukaryota, Viridiplantae, Streptophyta, Magnoliopsida, Fabales, Fabaceae.